GCAAUCAUGAGUGGACGAGGUAAAACCGGAGGCAAAGCCCGCGCUAAGGCAAAGACCCGCUCAUCCCGUGCUGGGCUUCAGUUCCCAGUCGGUCGUGUUCACAGGCAUUUGAGGAAGGGCAACUAUGCCCAGCGUGUUGGUGCCGGUGCCCCCGUCUACCUGGCGGCUGUGCUGGAGUACCUGACCGCUGAGAUCCUGGAGCUGGCUGGAAACGCUGCCCGCGACAACAAGAAGACCAGGAUCAUCCCCCGCCACCUGCAGCUCGCUGUCCGCAACGACGAGGAGCUCAACAAGCUGCUUGGCGGAGUGACCAUCGCUCAGGGUGGUGUGCUGCCCAACAUCCAGGCUGUGCUGCUGCCCAAGAAGACCGAGAAACCCGCCAAGAAACUCUCGAAAUUAACUGAAAUCAUGAGUGGACGAGGCAAAACCGGAGGUAAGGCCCGUGCUAAGGCAAAGUCCCGCUCCUCCCGUGCUGGGCUCCAGUUCCCAGUCGGUCGUGUCCACAGACUGCUUAGGAAGGGUAACUAUGCCCAGCGUGUUGGUGCCGGUGCCCCCGUCUAUCUGGCGGCUGUGCUGGAGUACCUGACCGCUGAGAUCCUGGAGCUGGCUGGAAACGCUGCCCGCGACAACAAGAAGACCAGGAUCAUCCCCCGUCACCUGCAGCUGGCUGUCCGCAACGACGAGGAGCUCAACAAGCUGCUGGGCGGAGUGACCAUCGCUCAGGGUGGUGUGCUGCCCAACAUCCAGGCUGUGCUGCUGCCCAAGAAGACCGAGAAACCCGCCAAGAAGUAA
Messenger RNA from Scomber japonicus (chub mackerel), 792 nucleotides. Its product is annotated as histone H2AX-like. The record is from RefSeq and is a predicted model, not a curated record. Gene Ontology annotation, molecular function: DNA binding; protein heterodimerization activity; structural constituent of chromatin. Gene Ontology annotation, cellular component: nucleosome. NCBI's taxonomy places the organism in Eukaryota, Metazoa, Chordata, Actinopteri, Scombriformes, Scombridae. The transcript is spliced from 2 exons. The coding region runs from base 7 to 792 and encodes 261 amino acids.